GGUCUUGAGUUGGCAAAACGGGACUCUUCCGUGUUUGUGAAUCAGUCUAUGCGUUCGGAGGCGGCGAAGGUGAGCGCACGGGAGUGCGACGCCGAAGUAUUUUAUUGUUUGUUUUUUCUCUGUCCAUAUAAAGUCUAUUUUAAAACCUACAAUUUCUCAGGACUUACAUUGGACUAAAAAUGAGUACGUACGGGUCCCAAACUAGACUCCCCACGAUGAGUAGGAGAACCAAUUCCCGGCCCGAUCUGUCCAGCCCAAGUUUCACCUACAGCAGGACCGAGGGGAACGCAGGCGGUAAUGGAUUCUACCCGGAAAUGAUGGACGGAUCCAACACCAUUUAUUACACCAAGACUAUAAGCGGGGGACAUGGCGGGGGACAUGGAGGAGUACAGUCCAUUCAUCAAAAAGCACAAUUCCUGCAAAGUCAAUUUAAGGAGUAUCUGAACAAAGCAGAGUUCAGUCUGCAGUCUGGUGGUGCAGCGGAUGCGGACAGGUUCUUGGAAAUGUCCUCCGUUGUCCUGGAACAGCUGCAAGGCUGCGGCAUACAGCUGGAACAGAUGGGCCAACCCAGCGACAGCAUCAUGAGGAAUGUGGACCAGUGCCGGGACCAGUUGAGGGUGAUCCACUUCAGCAUGAACGGCCAGGCCCCCCCGCAGCGCAAGAAUCGGGGCGGCUCCAUCGGUCACGACGGGGGGAGGGCCUUCCAUGAGGCCAUGGCCUGGAUUGCCCAGCAGAAACGCCUGGUAGAGACCGCUCCCUGGGGAGACGACCAGGCCACCAUCGAGCAGCAGAUCACCAAGCACAGCAAGUUCCACAGCGCCAUCCAGCGGAGCCCGGAGGUGGAGCGCGCCCGGAUUGAGCUGGAGCAGAAAGGAGAAAGAUCGUUCAGACAUGCCCUGGACCAGGAGUGGGACAGUCUACAGAAAAUGUCCUGCAGCAGGUCCAACCAGCUUCGAGACCUGUCGAAGAUCAUCGAGGAUAUCUCCCGAGAGAUCAUAUGGGUGAACGAACGCGAGGAGGAGGAGCUAGUGUUCGACUGGGGCGACAAGGACAUCGACAACUACAUCCCCAAGAAGCAGGAGAGCUACUCAAGGCUGAUGCGUGACCUGGAAGAGAAGGAAAAGGAUUUGAAUAAACUCAAUCAGAAAGUGGAAAAUCUAAUGAAGAAUAACCACCCAGCUUCCGAUAAGAUUGAGGCCUAUAAGGACACUCUGCAGACCCAGUGGAGCUGGCUGCUUCAGAUCACCAAGUGCAUCGACACACACCUGAAGGAGAACGCCGCCUACAGCCAGUUCUUCAAGGAGGCAAACGAGACGUAUGGCAAGCUGCAGAAGGAACAUGAAAACAUCCGCAAGAAGUUCACCUGUGACAAAGGAACAUCUCUGGAGAUGCUUAUGGAGCUCAUCAAGAACCUGCAGAAGGAGAAGGAGGUGAUCAUGGAGAACAAGCGGCAGGUGCAGCACCUGGUCAACAAGUCCAAGAGCAUCGUGAGACUGAAGCCCCGGAACACCCACGAGAAGAGCGGCAGUCCUGUGAUCGUCAAGGCGCUGUGUGACUUCAAACAGGACCAGAAGCAGAUCCUGAAGGGCAAUGAGGCCAUCCUGAAAGACAACACCCAGCGCAGCAAGUGGCACGUGACGGGUCCCGGGGGCUUGGACAUGCUCAUCCCCUCCGUCUGCCUGCUGGUGCCCCCUCCCAACCCGCUCAGCAUCAGCCUGGCUAACAAGAAUGAGCAGUACUUUGAAGCCAUCAUGGGGAUCUGGAACCAGCUGUUCAUCAACAUCAAGAGCCUGAUUUCCUGGCGCUACUGCCUGCAAGACAUCGAGCGCAUCAACUCGCUCACCAUCACCAUGCUGGCCAAAAUGCGGCCGGACGAGUACCGCAAAAUCCUCAAGAGCCUGGAGACGCGCUACCAGGAGUUCAUGCGCAGCUGCGUGGGCUCGGAGAUGUUCGCCGACGAGGAUAAGGUGCAGAUGGAGCGCCAGUACACGGGCGCUCAGGACCACUACGACAAGCUGGUGGUGCAGCUGCCCACUUACAAUUCAGCCGGGCAACAAGUUCAGGUGGAGACCAUCCAGAGGCCUACCCAGACAGUGUUGGUCAGCACCCAGCCUCCGAGGCCAGUGAGCUCUGUCCUCAUCUCUUCCAAGACCACCACCACCAACGUUUCCCAGAGUCCAACGUCUCCCCCCCCAAACAAGGGCUCCUCCACUCCAGUUCCGAGUCCCACCCCGAGCUCCUCCCAGAGUCUCCAGAGUCUGACCCUGCUGUCCGAGCUCCACGCCCUCAGGCAGAAGCUGGAGUUGGCCGAGUCUGGCCUGACACAGCACAUCCACGUGCCCCUGGGGGAGAACAGUGUCCAUGAGUGUUCCCAGCGCAUGCUGAGCCUGGAGCAAAUCCACCAGAAUAUAGACUCAAUCCGCGACGAGCACGUGAGGCUGAGGGAGAAGAUUCUGAUCCAGCUGGAGGGGAUGAAGGACAUGGACAAGGCCAAAUUCCUGCGCACUGAGCUCAACCUCAUCAACCAGAAGAUAGGGAGUCUGGAGGGAUUUUCCACCAACUACAUACAGAGGCUGAAGUCACUGCAGGCUCUGCAGCAAAGCUUGUUGCAGGCAGAGGACAUCAUCAAGGUGCAUGAGGCCCGCCUGACCGAGAAAGAGACCUCCUCUUUGGAGCCGAGGGAACUGGAGGAUUAUCGGGCCGUGCUGAAGAGAAUGAAGCAGGAUCUGGACCAGAAGAGGGACGUCCUGAAGAAGCUGGAAAUGGAGCUUGGCAACACUGAGCACUGGAACAACCAGAUCAGCCAGUCCUUCCACAAGUGUGACGUGGACCUGUCCCGGUACCGGGAGCAGGUCACCCAGAUGAUCGACCGGUGGCGUCGCAUGCAGACCCAGAUCGACACCAGAAUGUGGGACCUGGAGAAGCAGCAGCAGCAGCUGAAAAAUUACAAGCAGACCAGCUCUCAGGUCAACAGCUGGAUCGGCGAUGUCCAACAGAGGCAGGACUCCCUGCUGUCCAAAAAGUUCAACGACCUCAAAACCCUCACUGAGCACCUCAACCAACAGAAGAUGCUCUACUCUGAAAUCAAAGGAAAGAAGGACAAAGUUGACGAUGUCGUGAGGGAUGCACACACCUGCGCAUCCUCAAUCGCGGACUACGAGGUGGAGCUGGCCUCAUACAGCGCAGGCCUGGAGACACUGCUCAACAUACCCAUCAAGAGAACCAUGCUGCAGUCUCCAACAGCCAUUGUCAGGGAAGAGGCUAUUGACAUCCAGUCCAGGUACAUCGAGCUCUUCACCCGUUCUGGUGACUACUACAAGUUCCUGGGAGAUUUGCAGAAGAAUAUGGAGGAGCUGAAGAUGAGUAACACCAGAAUUGAGCUUUUGGAAGAAGAGUUGAGGCGCUUGAAGGAGGAAGCUCAGGAUCGGGCCCAGAAGAACCGGUCACUGGAAGACUCCCUCUCUCGAUACCAGCUGGAGCUCUCCCAAUCCAAGGACCAACUCCUAUCCAUGGAGGAGGUCAAACGGACCCAGGCCUUACAGUGCAGCGCCGCCAAAGAUAACCUAGACAGCACCUACAGCCAGGUGAAGGACCUGGACGACAAGGUGACGCGCCUCACCUAUGCGCUCGACGAGGAGAAGAGGAAGCGUCGGCUGGCGGAGGAGAGGUACACCAACCAGCAGGACGAGUACGACCUCAUUGUCCGCAAGAGGCAGAAGGAGCUGGACGAUGUCAGCCGCUCCAAGCUGGAGAUCGAGAAGACUAUCAAGGAAAAGGAGCGAGAGAUCGAGAGGCUGCGGAUGCAACUGGAGGACGAGGAGGCUCGGAGGCGAACUUCUGAGUCUGAGCUAUCAAAGGUAAGGAAUCAGUAUAGCCAGGAGAUAAAUAACAUUAAGCAGACGUACGAGUCAGAGAUCCAUGUCACCAAGGUCAACAUCCAGAAGCUGUCCCAGAAGAAGGAUGAGGACUCGGUCGGCCUGAGGAUGGAGUAUGAGAGGCUAUUAAAGGAGAAAUCGGAACUGGAGGAGGAACUGAGAAAGAUCAGGCUGUCCCUAAGCCAGGCAGAGGAGAUGAGGAGGAAGGCGGAGGAGGAAGUGCGCGAACGAAAGACUGUAGGGACGGAGGAGGGGAGGAAGAGGAGGGAGCUGGAGAUCCAGAUUGAGACCUUCAUCAGGCAAAGGGAGGAGAGUGAACUGUGGCUGAAGGAGGCACAGGGGAAUGCUUCCAAGGCGACGCAGGAGAAGGACAAGGAGAUCACCCGGCUGAUGCAGGAGGUGGAGGAGGAGAGGCGUAGGAGGAGGGCCCUGGAGACGGAGAACGGCGGCCUCCGGAAUGUCCAGGCAGAACUCCAGGCCAAGCACACUUCCUCCAUGGAAGUCGUCAGCAGGAUAAAGGCAUCAGAGGAGGAGAUGGGUCAGGUCAAGGUGGAGCUGGAGAGGGAAAAGGCCGACAGAGCUAAGUGUGAGCAGCACAUCUCCAGGCUGGAGAUACGAAUCAAGGACCUGCAGCGGCAAACCGGCGAGCUGGAGGCCGAGGCUCAACGGCAGAGGGAGGCGGCCCAGAGCGAGGCCGCCCGGAGGAAGAAGGUGGAGACCGAUCUGGAGAGAUCCACCCUGGUCUGUAAGGAACACAUCACCACCAUCACCCUACUGAAAAAAGAGAAGGAAGAUGUGUCCAGCACCGGUCAGCAGGCCAAGCAGGAACUGCGGAGCCUCCAUGAGAGCCUUGACAAGACCAUGAGGGACUACAAAGCCGCUACAGAGAAGCUGGACAAGCUGACUGCCGAGCUGAAGGCCCUGCACCAGCAGCUGAACCAGGAGCAGGCGCGGGUCCGAGAGGCCAAUCUCCGCAACGAGACGCUUUACAAGACCAUUGAGGAGAAGAGCAAGGUGCUGAACGACAACAGCAGCGAGAUCCAGAAGCUCCAGGCCAUGACGCAGUCCCUGACUAAGGAACGACUCAGGCUGGAGGAGGAGCUGCGGGUCCUCAGGCAGGAGAGGGAUGAGCUGAAGAAGGGGAAGGAGAGUAUUGACAGCCAGACCUCCACCCACAUAUCCUCCCUCGAGGUGCAGCUACAGACCAGCAGCAAGAAAGCACUGGAGUUCCAGAGCCUCAUUAACGACCUGUCCAGGGAAAGGGACAAGUUGAGAGCGGAAAUCGAAAAAAUCCGAAAGCAAGCGGCUGAGUCAUCAGGUCUUAUGCAUGAGUCCCAGACACGCUACAAGGACCUCCUGCAGGAGAAGGAAACCCUCCUCCUCAGGAUCAAGACGGUGGAGCAAGAAAAGGGGCGGGCACAGAAGAACGAAGAUGAGCUGUCCCGCAUCCGGUUGUCCCUGGAGUCAGAGAUGCGGCAGAAGCAGCAUCUGCAGGAUGAGCUUGACCAGCUCCGGAAGGACUUCAAUUACUGGAAGAGCCAAUAUGAGCUGAAGGACGGGCUCCUCCGCCAGUGUGACACUGACAAAGGCAAGGCAGAGCGGGAACUCUCCUCCCUCAGGAGCGAGAUCGAGAGGUUAGCGGCCGAACUGAGGGCCGUGGAGGAACGGUACAAGGGCCGGCUGCAGAGCUCCGAACGGGAGGUGUCUGAGCUGACCCGGAUCAGAGAGGACCUGGAGAGGCAGCUCCAGCAGCUCCGGAUGCGCCUGGUAGAAUUGGAAAGCAGAACAGUGGUUGACCAUUCUGCGACCAUUACCUCGGCCGUCCCUAGCAAGUCUGUCAGUAACACAACUACCACUACCACGACUGUCACUACUAAAAAGACCUCAGGGAAAGAUAUGAAGGUGCCAGGGAUCCGUGGCGAGGUCACAAUCACUGAACUGGUAGAAUCCAACCUCCUGGAUGAUUCAGAUGUCAGGAAAAUUGAAGAGGGCCUGCUCACGAGCGAGGACAUUGAGAACAAGCUAAAGACAUAUCUGCAUGGGUCAGACUGCAUCGCGGGAAUCUUUGAUGAGAAGAAGAACAGGACCCUUCCCAUCUACCAGGCCAUGAAGGAGGGUCUUCUUCGCCCAGGCACCACCUUAGAGCUUCUGGAGGCACAGGCCGCCUCCGGCUUCAUGAUUGACCCCAUUAACAACCUAUUACUGACUGUGGAGGAAGCAUGGAAGAGGAACCUUAUUGGUCGGGAGUUCAAGGCCAAGCUGAUGUCAGCUGAGAGGGCUGUUACAGGUUACAAUGACCCACGCACAGGCAAAAUCAUCUCCCUCUUCCAAGCUAUGGAGAAAGGCAUCAUCGAGAAAGGGCAUGGAAUCCGCCUGCUUGAGGCCCAGAUUGCCAGCGGCGGUAUCAUUGACCCCAAAGAGAGCCACCGCAUUGAUGUGGAUGUAGCCUACCGCCGGGGAUACUUUGACGAAGAGAUGAACGAAAUCCUGUCCUAUGAAGGGGAUGACACAAAGGGCUUCUUUGACCCCAAUACUGAGGAGAACCUCACUUACCUGCAGCUGAAGGAGAGGUGCAUCACUGAUGAGAAGACAGGCCUGGUUCUGCUUCCGCUUUGGGACAAGUCAAAGUCUCGGCAACAGGGGAAGUCCUCGCAGAAGAACACACUUCGCAAGCGCAGGGUGGUGAUUGUUGACCCAGACACACAGAAAGAGAUGACAGUGCGCGAGGCCUACCACCGGGAGCUUAUUGACUACGAUACUUUCCUGGAGCUGUCAGAGCAAGAGUGUGAGUGGGAAGAGAUCACCAUCACAGCACCCGAUGGCUCCACCCGCCUGGUGGUGGUGGAUCGAAAGACUGGCAAGCAGUACGACAUCCAGGACUACCUGGACAGGGGCCUUCUUAGUCAGAAAUCUGUGGAUCAGUACCGCUCUGGGGCGCUCACCCUCACAGAGUUCGCUGACCAGAUCCUCAACAAGAGCAACAUGGAGCUGUCUAUAACGUCCACUAGUGCAGAGGAUGUGGCCACAUGCAGUAGCCCCACACAGCUUAGGCCCUCCUCCCCCACUGCCCGAAAACGCUUCUCCAGCAUCUCCAUAACCCUCUCUCCAGCAUCAGAGAUCCUGGAUGACCUGAGUCCCAUUGCUGCUAUCUUUGACACAGAGACUGUUGAGAAGAUCACCAUCCCAGAGGCCCAUCGCCGUGGGAUUGUGGACACCAUCACAGCACAGCGUCUUCUGGAGGCCCAGGCCUGCACGGGGGGCAUCAUCAACCCCGGCAAUGGCCAGAGGCUCACGCUGCAGGAUGCGGUCCACCAAGGUAUCAUCGACGAAGACAUGGCCGCCAAGCUGAAGCCUGCUCAGAAGGCCUUCCAGGGCUUUGAGGAUGUGAAGACCAAAAGGAAGAUGUCUGCAGCUGAGGCCAUGAAGGAGAAGUGGCUGCCCCAUGAAGCUGGUCAGAGGUUCCUGGAGUUCCAGUACCUUACUGGAGGCCUGAUUGAACCUGGGACUGGCCAGAAGGUGUCCAUUGAGGAGGCCAUCAAGAGAAACUGGCUGGAAGGGAGGGAGGCACGCAAGCUCCAAGACACGCGGCUCUAUAUCAAGAACCUGACCUGUCCAAAGACCAAGCUGAAGAUCUCCUACAAGGAAGCCUUGGACAACUGCAUGGUUGAGGAGAACAACGGGAUGAAGAUGAUCCAAGCCACCUCCAUCUCCUCCAAGGGUAUCAGUAGCCCGUACAACGUGCGCUCCAACUCCGGGUCCCGCUCCGGUUCUCGAGCCGGAUCCAGAACCGGGUCCCGCAGGGGCAGCGUGGACCUUACAACCUCCAGCGCCUUCAGCUUUUCCUCCAGCAGCUUCAGCAGCAGUGCCUUUUCUUAAAAUCUCCUUAAGAAUGGGUUUUUGAGGAUGACCCAUACCAUGGGCGUGUUGUCUUUGUGUCCACAUUGAGAAACUGGUGCACUGAAACUAGGGGUGGAAGGCAGGUGGGGGGGUGUUUGGGACACAUGAUUCCACAAUAUUUAGUUAUGCCUAGUUGCAAACUGGUAUCAUUUAGUAAUAAGUCUAAAAAUGCUUACUUUGAUUUAGCUCAGCAUAUACCCAGCUUCUGACGUUAAUGCAUUUAAUGUGUCGAUGCUUUUUUUUUUUCACUUGGGGUGAUGAGGAAUAUGGAAAUAUGAUUGAAAUGUUUGGCGUAGCAGUUUGAAUGUGUUUUAAGCUUUUUAUGAAAAGAAAUGAGAAGGUGGGGAACCAUGUGGCACAGUCCGUAGGUUGGUUGAUUGUCAAUCUGUACACUAAUUCCCUGUGCAGCCGGGGGUUCGAUUCCCCACCCUGGCACUUUCUGCACUGUGUUCCCAUUUUUAUCUGUUACUCUCUCUGCAUUCUCCCUGUCUUAAAAGGGAAAAAUAUAUAAGGAGGAAAGGAGGAUGCACUGCCUACUCUCCUUUUUUAAAACAAAAAAGAAAUGAAAAUGCACAUGAGAAUUGAGCACACUUUCUGUAUUUUAAGCACCUUUGGAUCAUUAUAACAUAAUACUACUUAAGUCUUGACACUUGUCUUUAUUCUGUUUGUUAAUGUUUUUUUUUAACAGUUAGUGCCUUUUCUAUGGAGCUGCACACUCUAAAAACAAUACUUUUACACAAUAAACGUUUCAGUUUCCUAUAAGUAGCCAUAGAAAUAACCAAACACAUUACCGCAAAUGCACUUCUGACUUCUAGGCGUAAUUUUUCCAUAAUGGAACGUGCUUUUGUAUGUAUUUCUAAAAAAAAUAAUAAAAGAAAUAAAUGUUUUAAAACACUGA
Molecule: messenger RNA, 8670 nt
Organism: Anguilla anguilla (European eel)
Lineage: Eukaryota; Metazoa; Chordata; Actinopteri; Anguilliformes; Anguillidae
Gene: dspa
Product: desmoplakin a
Exons: 24
Coding region: 180-7751 (2523 amino acids)
Biological process (GO): intermediate filament cytoskeleton organization; cell-cell adhesion; skin development
Cellular component (GO): intermediate filament; cytoplasm; plasma membrane
Molecular function (GO): structural molecule activity
Source: RefSeq, a predicted model, not a curated record